AUGACCCGGACGAGCAUACACGACCACCCGACACUCAGUCGCCUCCACCCAUCGAGCACCGCCCACGCCGCGAUCCUGCCCGUUCCGAAAGGAAAGCCCCCCUUUGCCGCACCGGCCGGCUACCCCACGACGGUCGACGAAAUGAUUCGGCAGAGGCUCCCGCAGCUGCUCGUGUACACGACGUCGUUUCGCGACGCGACGCUCGUGUCCGUGGUGUGGCCGCACACCGUAUCCGACGCCUGCGGCGUCCUGCACCUUCUCAGAAACUGGUCCCUCGUCGUGGGCGGCCGCCAGGACCACGUCUCGUCGAUGCUCGGCGCCCGCAGCGACAUCAUUGUCGAGUCGGACAACGCCGAGCCCGUCGAAGAGCGGGAGCCGCUCGGCCUCGAAACGUGGCGUCUCUCCGGGUGGCCAAUGGUCAAAUGGAUCGCGCGGUUCGCCUGGCGGUGGGCACGGAGCCCGCCCGUCGAGCCACGAACAGUCUUUGUGCCCCGAGACGCCAUGGCCGCCCUCCUGGCGCGCAUCCAAGCCGAGGUGGCCGCGAUGCCGACGCAGGCCGGCGCCGCCACCUUUGCCAGCGAGGGCGACAUGCUGACCGCCUGGAUCGUGCACACGAUCGGCGCCUCGGAGGGCUGCAAGCGGCCCAUGGCCGUCUCAGCCUUUUACAACAUGCGCCCCCGCCUGCCGCGCGCGGCCGACGGCGGGGUCUACGUGCAAAACAUGCUCGCGCUGACAUUUGCGCUCGUCACGGCCGCCGAGCUCCGCGGGCCCGUCGGCCCCGUCGCCGACCAUGCCGGCAACUACUGGUUCCAGGGAAACUUGCGCGCCAGGGCCUGGGAUGAGAUGGAGACGAGGUUGACGGAGCUGGGCGCGGGGCCGGUCGGUGGCAAGACGGCUGACGGGAGUUAUACAAUACUGUAUUAA
This is a messenger RNA of Cordyceps militaris CM01, 924 nucleotides long. RefSeq lists its product as uncharacterized. Lineage: Eukaryota; Fungi; Ascomycota; Sordariomycetes; Hypocreales; Cordycipitaceae. Bases 1 to 924 code for a protein of 307 amino acids. The transcript is spliced from 2 exons. The record is from RefSeq and is a predicted model, not a curated record.